CCUCCUGUCAACCAGAGAACCAGGAAGUACCCGGAUCCUAAAUGAAACAGCCACACGCGCUGCUGAGAAGUUUAUUCACCUGAUGAAGAUGUGUACUGCUGUGUGUGCCUUCAUCCUGUUGUUUUACAGUCUGAGCGGGUCCGCAGUGUCAGGACUCGUCAGCAGACCUUCUCGUGUCCGACUCACCUCCUUCAACAUGGACCUGGUGCUCAGGUGGGAUCCACCUGCAGGAGCAGAAGGUGACCUGAGAUACACGGCCCAGCACAGAGGUGUUUACACUCACAGAGAGUUGGAGUGGAUAGCUGUCUGUGUGAACGUGUCUCGCUGUGAGUGCGACCUGUCCCAUCUGCACAGUGCGUUUGGGACGUACGAAGGCCGGGUGAGGACACAGAGGGGGGAGGAGAGCUCUGAGUGGGUUGUGAGUGACAUCCUCACCCUGGACAAAGACACCAUCAUCGGAUCGCCCGCCGUCUCUCUCCUCUCUCACGGACAAUACAUAGAAGUGAGCGUGACAGAUCCAGAGUUCUCCAACUCUACACUCAGGACAGUUUACAGCUCCCCGACCUACAACAUCACCUACUGGAGGGAUGGACAUAAAGACCAGGCCAAAAGCAUCGCCAACAUCCAGCAGAACCCGGUGGUUUUAGAUGAACUGGACCCCAGGACUAAGUACUGCGUCCAGGUCCAGAUCCACACAGAGAUAAACCUAAACCCGAGCCAAUCCAGCAGGACUGUCUGUGAGAGCACCACCAACAGAGAGGAGGCUCCGUGGGCGGCAGCCGUGGCGAUAUUUGUCGUCAUGGCGAUAGCGAUGGCUCUGGUCGUGCUAACAGUCGUGUAUCGCAAAAGAAUAUCCCACUUUCUGUGUCCAAAAGUUUCACUGCCUCAGGACUUUGUGCACCUUCUGGCUCCACUCAACUCUAACAUGUACAGAGCCAUGCGGGACUCUAAAACACCUGAGGAGGUCUGCCACCCUGUGUGUGUGAUCGAACAUGACAGGAGUGAGGCAGAGGAGGGCCCCCUGCAGGCAGACAAACCUGAGGAGGAGGAGCGCCCCCUGCAGGCAGACAAACCUGAGGAGGAUGGGCGCCCCCUGCAGGCAGACAGGACUGAGGAGGGCCCCCUGAAUGCAGACAGGAAUGAGGAGCGCCCCUUGAAGGCAGACAGGAAUGAGGAGCGCCCCUUGAAGGCAGACAGGAAUGAGGAGCGCCCCCUGCAGGCAGACAGGACUGAGGAUCACCCCCUGAAGGCAGACAGGACUGAGGAGCGCCCCCUGCAGGCAGACAGGACUGAGGAUCACCCCCUGAAGGCAGACAGGAAUGAGGAGCGCCCCCUGCAGGCAGACAGGACUGAGGAUCACCCCCUGAAGGCAGACAGAAAUGAGGAGCGCCCCCUGCAGGCAGACAGGACUGAGUUGGAGGAGGACCCCUGAAGGCAGACACAAAUGAGGAGGAGCGCCCCCUGCAGGCAACAGGAAGCAGCUGCAGCACAGAAAGUGAUGUCACAGAGGGAGGAGGGGCUGAAUGGCGAGGGAAGUGUAACCCAGGUACAGUCUAACCAAUCGCAGACCCCAGCCUAACCAGUCCCAGGUGGACAUGUUAGCAGACUGAACUGAACGCUCAGAGUUCUCCUUUAACAUUUAGCAUAGCAGCAGGCUGCAAUACAGAACUCCAAAAGAGAAACUACAAAUCUAAGGCAGCUACUGAUUCAGUCAGUGUUGGACAUUUAACUGAAUUUUCUAAAAACCUUUUUUUUCUGUCUGUGUCUCAGUUGAAGACUUUCUAUAUGUUUUUUUAAUGGAAGAAUAAUUGUUGUUUACACUGUUGAUUUAUAUAAUUUCAAAGGAGACUGUGUCUCCAUGUAUGUGGUGUUCAAACAUUUAAACACACACACUACUCCUGAAAACUUCCUGAAAAUGUUCAGGUUAAGCUCCAUGUGUGAACACAAACAGACACAUUUUUUAUAAAGUAACAGUGGACCAGCUUACCCCCAUGUAGUAGUGGAGUGGUCUUUGAAGCAGUUACAGGCACACUUGUGUGGGAGAGGUCAAGGUAGAAAGGAAAAAAGGGAGUAGAAAACGCAAGUAAUGCCUGUGCACAUCAAUAAGACUGGCACGUGACCAUUGUCUCUAACAAGGAGCAUCCUCCGGUGUUGAAAAAUUAAGUCAUCCUGCAGUUUGUUGAGUGUCCGCUUGAGGCUGGUUGCGGGAACCCCAGAAGUCACAUACACACCACAUACAAAAAAGCCUGUUUUUACAGGUUUACAGCCUGGUACAAAGAACUAAAUAGGUCUGAUACACUAGUACAUUGAUGAAUAUUUCCUGCUGUGUUCUCACAUCAGCUCACCUCGAUUUCACACCAAAUAUUUACUUAGGGGUCUGGCAGGAGAAAGUCUGUGUAAAGUCGGUCGGAGUAAAAAAAAAAAAAAUCAUCUGUUUUUGUUCACACAAAAUUUCAGGAAGUAUUCUGGAGUUUUGUGCAAGUGUGAAAACAGCACCUGAUGUGCAGGUAAAGGACUGAUGCCUCGUCCAGGUGGAGGCGUCUGGGAGUUACUCUGAAUAUCUGUGCAAGAAAACCUGAACAUUGAACCUUUUAAAGAGCACCCUCGAUGAAACACUGAGGUUCAUGUUUACUGCCAGUCUGAAGGUUUUAUGAACAGAAAUAACUCAGUGAAACCAGGAGAGUGUGUGUGUGUGUGUGUGUGUCACAGCUGAGCCCUUCACGUGAUUCUGCAGCUCAAAGUUUACACACUGAGCUUGAAUAAAUAUUUUGAACAUUUUCAUUUCUUUCUGUUUGGUUAAAUCUGACUUUAAAGCUUUGACAAACAGAAUGAUAAACUAUUUUAAUAAUCAAUCGUUCUUUCUUUAACCAAACACACAUUUUGAGUCCCGCAGCUCGUCCAGAGAGAAGAUUUCCUUUUUCCGGACGCAGAGUGAAAUAAAAUAAAAAAAUGUUUCUGCAUAUUUAACUUUGAUCAUUAAGAGAUCGAACAACAAACUGAUGUCACAGUUCAGUGUGACCGCAGCUACUGAGGCGUGUGUGUGAGAGGAGUACUCUCACCCUUCUAUAUAGAAACUAUAAACAUAAAUAAACUAUUUACAGACAAUAAAGGGACUGUAAUCCUGGUUCUUUAUUCUCUUGGUUGCAGAUUGAGCUCCUUGGUGCUGGCUUCAUAAAUUAAUUUAUGUAUUUGAAAUUUCACGUGUUCCUUCCGCUUGGGCGACAGUCUUUGCAGGGAGGGAGCCAGGCUCCUGAGGAACAGCUCCUCGUCUGACGGAGGAGGGGGCUUAACACUGUGCUCUAAGUGUUAAAUUCAUACUGAUGGGUGGUCGCUCAGUCGCUGUCUCUUCCUCAGUGCUGUUUGAUGACAGACCAGGUUCUGUUUCUGUACAGACACAAGAAAAGGGUCAUGGCUAGGUAAUGUAAUUAAGGAUGGGAUCCGACGGAGUGGCAGCCUAUGACAUGCAGCUCUUUGUACUAUAUGUGUUUUUAGGAACUCAUUUAAGUAUUUUUAUGAACUCUUUUUUGUGCCUUAAUGUUUUUUACGUUCAGUGUUUCUUCUUGAGUGUGAAUAGCUGCUGAGACAUUAUAUGUCUCUGUAAAGGAUUAAAAGAGUAUCCAUCAUACUUACCUGGCAGGGGAGAUACCAUGAUCAAGAAGGUGGUUCACCCAUGGCGAGGCCUGGCCAUUGCACUCCGGCGGGGCUGACCUAUGCGAAUUCCCCAAAUGUGGGAAUCUCGACUGCAUAAUUUGUGGUAGUGGGGGACUGCGUUCGCGCUCUCCCCUGA
Labrus mixtus (cuckoo wrasse) is the source of this 3787-nucleotide messenger RNA. RefSeq names its product interleukin-10 receptor subunit beta-like. NCBI's taxonomy places the organism in Eukaryota, Metazoa, Chordata, Actinopteri, Labriformes, Labridae. The coding region runs from base 83 to 1432 and encodes 449 amino acids. Gene Ontology annotation, molecular function: protein binding. The record is from RefSeq and is a predicted model, not a curated record. The transcript is spliced from 7 exons.